This is a messenger RNA of Ylistrum balloti, 5357 nucleotides long. Its product is annotated as lactadherin-like. Bases 38 to 1723 code for a protein of 561 amino acids. The transcript is spliced from 12 exons. Lineage: Eukaryota; Metazoa; Mollusca; Bivalvia; Pectinida; Pectinidae. The record is from RefSeq and is a predicted model, not a curated record.
GAAACUGUUCAGGAGCAGGGCCAGAGUCCUUCAAGAGAUGGCGGGCCGAGCUUGGAAGACGUGUCUUCUUGUCUACCUGGGGAUCGGGCUGGCGUUAGCUAAUGUUUGUACCAAAAUCGGUCCCCUUGGUAUGAUAACUGGUGAGAUAAAAGACUGGCAGGUAACGGCGUCCUCGACCUACCCAAGAUCAUGGGACAGAAAAUGUGAUGUCAAAUAUGCACGUGUUUACCUACCAAAUAAAUACGGGUGGUGCGCAAAAUACAAAUCUUCCUCAGAAUGGCUGAAGAUUGACCUUGGAGUCGCGGCCCGGGUAACGGGUGUUAUGAUCCAAGGUCGAGGUGAUGGGAAGGAAUGGGUGACGUCAUUUAAGGUAUCCUACAGUAUGGACGAUUACAACGAGGAGUACGUUACUGACCAGUAUGGCAACCACAGGGUGCUGGAGGGGAACACUGAUGCCUACUCUGUAAAACAUGUAUACUUGGAUCGACCAAUCCUAGCUCGAUAUGUCAAAUUCCACACUGUAGCCUGGCACAGACAUCCGAGCAUGCGCGUCGAGGUUCAGGGCUGUCAAUUGUGUAAGGAAUAUAUAGGCCUACCGCCCUAUGGCCGGAUCACAGCCUCCUCCUCCGGAAAACACCGUCGGAAGAGUUCCUGCCAGCCAGAGGAUGGUACCGUUCUCAGUAACAAGGGCUGGUGCGCCAAGCACAGUAACACUAACGAGUGGCUACAAGUGGAUGUUGGUCCUCCCACCCUCAUCACUGGUAUCAUCACCAAAGGACGAUCGGACAGUAAGAAACAACAUUGGGUCACCCGGUACAGAAUCUCCUACAGCAACGAUACGCUCUUCUGGUACAAAUACAAAGACCCACAACACACGGAGCCUCGGCCUCAGAAUCCGUGGUUAUGGAAAACGGGGAUUAACUCAUCUCGUCCGAUAUUAAUACCUGACAUAUAUACAGAAGAUGGCCUGCUUUUCGGUGGCAACAGUGAUAAAAAUACAGAGAGAGUGCAUUAUAUCAACUCUCCCUUCGUCGCCCGCUACAUCCGUUUCCACCCUCUGGAAUGGCAUGGCAAGAUAAGCAUGCGUGUUGGGUUGUAUGGAUGUCCUCACACAGGCGGCUGUGGUGAUGCUUUCAUGAGAGUGAACGAAGAUACACCAUGUGUUGAAAAUCUGGCAUACAAAAAAGAAGCAUGGAUCAACAGCAAACGUCAUUACAAACGUCAUAUCCGGAAUAGGAUCGUUCAUGGGCAUGCGUCGAGAGCUGUUGACGGUAGAAUAGAUGUGAGUCUGUCGAGUUGUACGAUCCUGGAUAAUCUCUACGGAGAUAACCCGAUCUGGACAGUGGACAUCGGCAAAAUCAACCCAAUAUCAGGUGUAGUCAUCUACACCUGGCAGGAGGGCACGACCCAAGACACCGGCGAAACAACAGCACUAGAGUCAAGUGAAGCUGGUACGCCGUAUAAAGAUGAAAUGAUGAAUAACCUGGAUCGACUUAUAAUUUAUGUGGAUGAUAAAUCGAAAGGAGAAGAUGACUCUAGUGUUUCCGGAAAUAUGUGUGGAUAUGUGUCCAAAAUCAACGGAGCAUUAUUCUCUCAGAAAAUCCACGUACAGUGCGUGCGUCCCCAGGACGGCCGGUACGUGUUGGUGGAGGCAUGGGGAGCCUCUAACAGUUGGAGUAGACUAUUUAGUGCUGUGCUAUGUGAAGUGAUGGUCUACGCGUGAUUAACGUAAUACUCCAACAAAAAUGUACCAAAUAUAACACAUUGUUCCUUAGGAAUCAUUGACUGUUUUUAACUCAUUGUGAUAUUUCUUUAAACAGAAGAUAACAUACUUCUGUUUUCGGGAAAGACGAUUAUUUAAAAAAAACAAUACUGCCAGUCAUCUGAACAGAAGCAACUUUACACGUGGUUUACAGGCCCGCAGUCGUACGCGACAACAGAAGGUUUACCGAACUUCAAAUAUUGGGAAAAACAAAACAAUAUUGGAACUAUACGAGCUUUUGGCACCAAGGAAAAAUUAUAACAACAUCAACCAAAUAUAAAAAUCGACUGAGGUAUUUAGCUGCUGAUUUCGAAUGUGGCCAAUCACUGGCCAUUGUGUUGAAGACCUAUAUAUUCUGCGCAGCACGUGUUAACGUUUUCUGAGAGGUUGUAAGUCAUUGAUGAAAUCCUUCUGUUUGGUGUAAACCGACACGGAAGUAUGAAUAACAUAACCGCCAGGUUGACAAAGGAUCAAGUUCUUGUUGACAAAGAGUAUUCAGGAUGGUGGUUUCACGGGCCGCACCCGCUCUGUUCAGAGCGAUGGUUCGGUGGACACACAUCUCUACCAAACAGGGUAAGAGACGCCGAACCAGACAAUUCACUCCGGAAUAUGACGGUGCGAUGUUCACAGUGGGAUUGUAUGUACAGUUGAUAGUGAUGUGAAUCGGUGCUAUGUAAAGCGGAUUAUCCCACAGGUACUAAGACAGGUACUCAGGUGUGCAGAGACGAAGGUACAAUGACAGAUGUGCUGAGGCACUAUGUACCUAGUGUGUAGCAUGCUGUUACACACAGGUGUGCUGUGUACUGAUAAGUACAUACUUAACACGAGUACCCCGGCUGUUGGUACCAAAGAAAUACAGACUAACGUCGGUAUUUGUAUCACAUACAAAGCAUACUUAAAACCAGUUAUUAAAGUGCCUAGAAAUACACAAAAUGGUGAAGUAUACUGGCGAAAUAUGCCAGAAUUUCGAUGUUAACUCCUGUACGAGUUGUAAUUAGGGCCCGUGCUAUUACCUUUAUUACUUAUUCCAUCGUAAUGUAAACUGUUCAAAGUAAAAUGUAUAGUCAGUUGUGUACGCCAUAUACAAAUAGGUCACGCGUGUGAUUCGUCAUCAGAUGUGUGCAUGCGCAGAACUAACGGAUAUUGGGACAACCGAUUGUGAUGACCAACUAUUUUAUAAUCGUAUUAUCCAUCAAAUGUAUAUGCAAUUCGCAUUAUCGUAAUUAUAAGGGAGAUGAGGUGAAUCAUGCAUUCUGUAACAUUUCCCAUCAACAAUAUACUAUAAAUGCAUUUGUUUGUAUAAUUCAUUGUUAUCUGAAUCUCGUGUGUCUUUUAUAAAGUCAUAUUUUUCUACAAUAAACUUCGCGUGCUUCUGGAGCAGAACAUGACGACACUAUAUAUAAGUCCGGUUAUCAACCGUGCAUACCCCAUAAUACCUAUCACCUGUCAGCGAAUAUCUCGUUUAACCAGGGUAUGUACCACCAUAUACACAGCAUAAUAACACGUGAUGGGUCACGUGUCAACGCUACAUACGACAAAUUGUAUCGAUGCCAUCAUUGCUAUUUAUAUGUUAAUUGAUAAUAUAUAUUGAACGAGAACCUGUUCGAAAGUUUCCUUAACAUCUUAAAAACAACAUCGACGGGACAUUUAUAUAUGUUAGAUUUAAUAAAGUGUACGAUUUUGUUUUGCUUGAUGCGUUGGCCAUCAUUAAGAUCGACAAAAUAAGACACAGCCAGUAUGUAUGUUAUAUCAAACUAUAUCUUGUAUGGGGUAUCCUUAUAUACGGACAUGUGAUCCGUGACAUGGUUGACUGUUGUAGAAUGAAAGUACAUUAAUCAAAUCUUUUAAAAGAUUUUUUUUCUGAAUAUUCAGGUGUCUGUCUAAAACAUCCACUGACCUUUCAGAGAAGUAUUUUUCGAAAAUGUGAGAGUGUUAUUCAAGAUUAUUCUAAUAAUUUUCUCUGAAUUUUGAUUUGUAUAUAACUGAGAAUAUGGUCUUUGAUACUAGUGUCUAGUGUAUGGACUGAACUAUUGUUGUAUGGUUACCGUAGCAAUGCUUGUAAAUAGGUUAUUGUUAUUGAUAUUAUUUAUUCAUAUCGUCGUGGUGCAUGUCAGAGUAUUGGGGUGUGAGGGUACGGUUAUCGUCAAACAAAUGCUCCAGUUCGGUGCUUAACACAAAUCAAAUUAAAAUUAAAGACAAUUGAAGUUUAAUUUGAUAUUUUUGAACCGGUCAGUAUCAUUAUAUUUUCCAAAGAUAUCAAAAUGAAAUUUGAUUGUAGUUUACAUAAAGUUAACAAGACCAAAUCCAUCUGUCGGUCUGUGGAGCUAAAACUGAAACACUUGUGUGGCGAUAUUCUACACAUACGUAUGAAUGGAUGUGUUGUUUUUGUAAAUUUAGUAUCAUAACAAAAGAAUAGUCCGAUAAUGAUAUGUUUUCGAUAAGGAGAACUCUUGUGAGUUCUCUCCAUGUAACAUUAAAUCCAAGUCGUAUAUCUUGCAUGACUAACAACAACUCCUCCCCAUGUGUUGUAGUGCUGAAAUACCCGUGUCAUUGUAUACUCAUUCAUACAUAAAAAUUUAGAACAGACGAGUUGGUGAAGUCUAACGCAUUUUCAUAUUACUGUAGUUGUCCAAGCGUUGGAAUAAGGAACGACCAAUAAACUUCAUUUUCCGAAACCUUUUAAAGAUUUACAGAUGGAAUAAUAUUAAAUACAGAAUUGUGACCUCAAUAGUUGAAAACAAAUGCUGAUAAACACUUGCGUUUUCGAAUUUGUCCACAAGGUAAUUCAACAUCUCUAUCAAUUCUCAGAGUACUACAAGUCAAUGAUUCGGUAGCCGAUUUCUUACUCGAUGUAGAUAACACCACUGAUACUUGAUGAUAAAGGACCAAUCCUUCUAAAUAACAGAGGGAUAAUAUCGUAGUUAUUUUUUUUCAAUAGAAACACAAAUAAACAAAACCGGUGUUGUAAUCUUGACCUCGAUAGAUAAAGCCUGUCUUCUGAUUCCAACUUAGCCUCUGUCUAUGUAUGUUCUUGUUUAUCGCCUUCGGGUAUUCUAAUAGUGCUAUUUUCUUCCCCACUUCCAUUUCAAUCACGUCUUCACUUUGUUCUUCGUUGAUCUGUUAUUACCGGAAAUACGUAAAAUUUACGUCAUCUUAUGCAUCAGUGAUGUAAUGAAUGACGUCAGUGUUGCGAAGUCGACACGUGUUUUGUUACACUAUCAGAAGUUCUGGUAAGGUAAUUUUUAGCUCCAAUUCUACAUUGCUCUAGUGUUUUUGUUUACAGUAAAAACAAACACAUGUUUGAUGGUAUUCAAAUCAAGAGUUGCGCAAAAUAUAAAAGCAACGAUUGCACCAUUUACAAACGUAAUGAUUAAAUAUUGUAUUGAUAUCAACGUACGAUUGUUACCAAAUCUGUGCAUGGUACUAAUUUUUGAUUUGAAUAUGUAUCUUACUGUAUUUGUUUGACUUUUGUGACCUUUGAAUUUGACCCCAGGACCCCUAGGCUUCCUGUGUGACGCUUUGAAACAGAACUGUUAUAUCGUUGUUAUCGGAUGUACAAAAAUGUUAAUAAAUUAUAAUACAAAAAACAAGAAAA